AUGAAUCCUCUACUAGAUGACACUAAACGGCGGGGAAAUCAAAAAAUGAGCGCGAGCACGAGUAUAAGCAUGAGGCCCAGCCCUGCCCAUCGAUUACUUUCCGAUCAAAUACCAGAGCGGUUUAGAGAUGGGGACGAUGCCCAAGUUGAUUUCACAGCUCCUCCACGCGGUUCCCGAGAUGGAAAUGUGUACAUGCAACAGUCCCUUUUUUCUGUGAUCGCCGCAGUUGGCUCUCGAUCUGACUUCCGUGCUCGAUUUGACGACUCUAGUGAUGACGAGGAAGAAACAAGCAGACUUCCACAAAGCGACCCUCGUCCAAAUGUCUCAGAUCAGAAAAUCCCAAGUCGUGAAACUUCAACAGGCCCGUUUCAGGCUAUCGUUCCCAUCGACUCCAUGCCCCGAAAUGACACCGAAGACCGGGGACGUCGUCCUCGGCGGGCUAUCUCGGAGAGCAAAUUCAUUCGGAAGAUACCUGGGAUAGAGUCCCAGGAUAAAGAAAAUGAUUUUAUGACCUCAAGCACAUCAACUCUCAAAGUGCCUCCAAGACGAACACGUAGCGCCACACCGAGAGCAGCUCCAGUUCUUACUCAGAUGGUGCAAGCCCAGAAUCGGUUUGAUACUACUGCUGCGCCGGAGUUUCCUCCGUCGAGACCGGAGACACCGAGUGAAGAUAGACCGCAAACAUCAGGGUCAGCCCUCUCCACGCGGCUGAUGGAGAUGUUUGACUUUGAAAGUCCUGAAAAAGUGUUGGUGGAGUAUGCCUGUUCGUUACUCCAAAGUAUGUUACUUCAGGGUUACAUGUACGUCACUGAGGGGCAUAUCUGCUUUUAUGCCUACCUUCCGAAAAAGGCCAGUGCGGCUAUCAAAUCUGGAUAUCUAUCCAAAAGUGGCCGCAAAAACCCGAAGUAUAAUCGGUACUGGUUCGUUCUCAAGGGUGAUGUCUUUUCAUACUAUGCAGACUCCUCGAACCUUUACUUCCCCAGUGGCCACGUGGAUCUUCGAUAUGGAAUUUCAGCAUCUCUUGCGAAACCCAAGUUCAAAGAUGCCGAAGUGAAGGACUUCCAGGUCACUACCGAUCAACGAACCUACUACUUCAGGGCAGAUAGCCCUACAAGCGCGAAGGAAUGGGUGAAGGCACUUCAAAAGGUGAUCUUCCGUACGCAUAAUGAGGGCGACAGCGUCAAAGUAUCAUUUCCAAUUGAAAAUAUCAUCGAUAUCGAAGAAAGUCCGAUGUCUGAGUUUGCUGAAACUUUCAAGAUUCGAGUUGUUGAUAGCGGAGAGACUUUUGCAAUCGAUGAGUAUUUCUUCACUUUCUUCAACUCUGGUCAAGACGCCUUCAGCUACUUGAAGAGCUUGGUCAAUCAAUCUCCCGCAAGAAACAUAUCUGAAGAUCACGGGUACCGCAAGGGUAAACUACGACCAGAAGCUGAUGCGACUGAGAAAACAUCACCGGAUAGCAGUGAUCUUCUUUCCUCUUUAAGGAUAAGCGAUAUACCCUACAAGCGCAGUGCAAGUGCCGAGAACGGACCCCAAGAUUCUACGGACUCCUUCGUCAACUCCAUCGAUCAAGGAACUGAGCCAUCCAUCAUGCAGUCAGUUACGGAAACAAAUGAGUCCGCCAGUCAAAUACUCAAUCGAAGCGAUGUCUUCCAAUCACCGACUAUGCGGAUAUUGCCAAGACGUCCAUCCGAAGUAAGGAACUAUAGACGGAGAUCAAACGAUACAACUUUAUCCGCUUCUCCGGGACUGGGCCUUUCAGUAGACGUCAAUGUGGAUAAUAGAGAAAGCUCUAUCGAUGAUUCUGCAGAUCAGAAACACAAUUACCCAAAUGCAACCGGCUACCCAUUUCAGCGUGCGGCCGGAUUUGCCGAAUAUUUAAAAAGCAGGUCAAAGCAGAUGAGCAGUCUACUGGCAACAGAAUCAAUGGGGUAUAUUGAAAAGGUGUCUGGCAUGUGGUCCGGAAGCCAGAAACACUAUGGAGAAACUGAGGGGGUGCUGACUGAGGACCAAGAUAUCUGCGCGGAGGAUAAAGAAGGUGACUCCAACUACGGUGAUCGAUUCCGUGCUCAUUUUGCACUUCCACCGACGGAAAAGCUACAGGCAACAUAUUAUGCCUAUUUGCACCGUGUCCUUCCACUUUACGGCAAGAUCUAUAUCAGCGAGAGGAAUCUCUGCUUCCGUAGUCUGAUCCCAGGAACUCGAACCAAGAUGAUACUGCCAUUCAAGGACGUUGAGAACGUUGAGAAAGAAAAGGGAUUUCGAUUCGGUUACCAUGGAUUGGUUGUUAUCAUCCGUGGUCACGAGGAGCUCUUCUUUGAAUUCAAUGCUUUUGAAGCGAGGGACGAUUGCGCCGUGACUUUGCAUCAAAAUCUAGAAGCUGUCAAGUUCCUCAAAGAAUCGGGGUUGUUGCCAGAAGAACAACGCGAAGAAGUUGAAGCAGCCAAGGUCGAACACCUCAUGCUGCAAGAAGCUCGACUCGACGGCUCUGAAGUGGAAGAAUCACACGCAACUUUGAAUGAGAGUUCGUCAGAAAUUCAUCCGUUCUUUGAUGACCCACGAGCUUCCAUCAUAAACUUCAAACCUACUGAAUCCCUAAGAAUUACUUGUCUAACCAUUGGUUCCCGGGGCGAUGUUCAGCCCUACAUUGCCCUAUGCAAAGGCCUUAUGGCCGAGGGGCACCGGCCGAAAAUUGCAACUCAUGCAGAGUUUGAGCCAUGGAUUCGUAGCCAUGGUAUUGAUUUUGCUCCUGUAGACGGAGACCCUGCAGAACUCAUGCGGAUCUGCGUGGAAAACGGGAUGUUUACAUAUUCUUUCCUUCGAGAAGCAUCGCUAAAAUUCAGAGGGUGGAUCGAUGACUUGCUCUCAUCUGCCUGGGCCAGUUGCCAAGACAGUGAUCUUCUCAUCGAGUCACCGAGUGCGAUGGCUGGAAUUCACAUUGCUGAGGCUCUUCGCAUUCCUUAUUUCCGUGGCUUUACUAUGCCCUGGAGCAGGACUCGUGCGUAUCCACAUGCCUUUGCAGUGCCAGAGAACCGGAUGGGUGGAGCUUACAACUACAUCACCUACGUUAUGUUUGACAAUAUUUUCUGGAAAGCAAUUGCGGGUCAAGUCAAUCGUUGGAGAAAUAGCGAAUUGGGACUCAAAGCCACAAGCUUGGAUAAGCUUCAGCAGAACAAGGUUCCAUUCUUGUACAAUUAUUCGCCUUCAGUGGUGCCACCACCUCUUGACUAUCCGGAUUGGAUUCGCAUCACCGGCUACUGGUUCCUAAACGAGGGGCUGGAUUGGACUCCACCGAAGGAGCUAUCAGAUUUCAUUAGCUGUGCCCGGGCUGAUGGCAAGAAGAUUGUCUAUAUUGGCUUUGGAUCUAUCGUUGUAUCAGAUCCGGCCGCUUUAACCCGAACUGUCGUUGAAUCCGUUCAAAAGGCUGGCGUUCGGUGCAUCCUCUCAAAGGGCUGGUCAGAUCGACUCGGUGACCCUACAAGCAUAAAGGUUGAGAUUCCAUUGCCACCAGACAUUUUGCAGAUUCAGUCUGCCCCUCAUGACUGGCUCUUCUCUCAAAUCGAUGCAGCCGCCCAUCAUGGAGGAGCAGGCACAACUGGUGCAAGUCUCCGAGCUGGUGUCCCAACUAUUGUCAAGCCUUUCUUCGGCGACCAGUUCUUUUUCGGUGGCCGAGUUGAAGAUUUAGGUGUUGGCAUCUGUAUGAAAAAGCUGAAUGUCAGCAUUUUUUCACGAUCGCUCUGGGAGGCCACUCACAGCGAGCGAAUGAUCCUCAAGGCUCGCAAUUUGGGCAAACAGAUCCGAAGUGAAGAUGGUGUUGCCACUGCAAUCCAGGCCCUAUAUCGUGAUCUUGAAUACGCUAAGACGCUUGCAAGACAGCGUUCUAAUAUCUCGUCCACCCCGUUCUCACCAACACCUUCAGCCCAGGCUAUACCAGACCACGACGACGAUAUAGAUGAACUCGACGAGUGGACCUUUGUUGGAGAGGAGACUGGCUUAAGCCUUUCUAAGAGAAUGCGUGACCGCGCCGCCUCGGAAGCCGACAAGAUGGCAUCCAGCAUGAUUCUACCGUGA
Molecule: messenger RNA, 4068 nt
Organism: Penicillium taxi
Lineage: Eukaryota; Fungi; Ascomycota; Eurotiomycetes; Eurotiales; Aspergillaceae
Gene: atg26
Exons: 3
Coding region: 1-4068 (1355 amino acids)
Biological process (GO): carbohydrate metabolic process
Molecular function (GO): UDP-glycosyltransferase activity; hexosyltransferase activity
Source: RefSeq, a predicted model, not a curated record